UUUGCGUCGGUCGAGGGGUGGACCGUGUUUCCGGCCUGAGAAACCGUCGCAUAUCUGGGGCGACGCCUCAGCUGGCGGUUACCACCGCCUUUGAAACCUCUGGAUCAGCGACUUCCAUCACUGCCGUCACCAUGGGAGCUGUGUUGGGUGUCUUUUCCCUCGCCAGCUGGGUUCCAUGCCUCUGCGGUGGUGCAUCAUGUUUGCUGUGUGGUUGCUGUCCUAACACUAAGAAUUCCAUGGUGACGCGCCUCGUUUAUGCCUUCAUCCUCCUCCUGGGCACUGUUGUAUCCUGUAUCAUGUUGACUGAAAAGAUGGAAACUCAGCUGAAGAAGAUUCCUGGAUUCUGUGAAGGGGGAUUUAAAAUCAGGAUGUCUGACGUAGAGGCAGAUAAAGAUUGUGAUGUGCUGGUCGGUUAUAAAGCUGUAUAUCGGAUCAACUUUGCCUUGGCCAUCUUUUUCUUUGUCUUCUUUCUGCUCAUGUUAAAAGUAAAAACCAGUAAAGAUCCUAGAGCAGCAGUACACAAUGGGUUUUGGUUCUUCAAAAUUGCCGCUCUUGUUGGAAUCAUGGUUGGGGCUUUCUACAUUCCUGGGGGUCCUUUUACCACAGCCUGGUUUACUGUUGGCAUGGGAGGUGCCGCUUUCUUUAUCCUCAUCCAGUUGGUGCUGUUGGUAGACUGCGCUCACUCUUGGAAUGAAGUAUGGGUAAAUCGAAUGGAAGAAGGAAACCCAAGAUUAUGGUAUGCCGCUUUACUGUCUGUCACAAGCCUCUGUUAUGUCCUGUCAAUCAUCAGUGUUGGGCUGCUCUACACAUACUACACCAAACCAGAUGGCUGCACAGAAAAUAAGUUCUUCAUCAGUAUUAAUCUGAUCCUUUGCAUUGUGGUUUCUAUUAUAUCAAUCCACCCAAAAAUUCAGGAACACCAACCUCGCUCCGGCCUCCUGCAGUCCUCUAUAAUCACCCUCUACACCAUGUACCUCACCUGGUCAGCCAUGUCCAAUGAACCUGAUCGUUCCUGCAACCCCAGCCUGCUGAGCAUCAUUACACACAUAACUGCACCAACUUUGGCUCCUGGAAAUUCCACUGCUCCGGCCCCUACCUCUGCUCCACCAUCAAAGAGUGGGCCUUUUCUGGAUUCAGAGAAUAUCAUUGGUCUGCUGGUCUUUGUUAUCUGCCUUUUGUAUUCUAGCAUCCGCAAUUCCAGCAAUAGCCAAGUAGACAAGCUGACCCUGUCAGGGAGUGACAGUGUGAUCCUUGGUGAUACAACUACCAAUGGUGGCAGCGAUGAAGAAGAUGGGCAGCCUCGGCGGGCUGUGGACAACGAAAAAGAGGGAGUACAGUACAGCUACUCCUUCUUCCACUUAAUGCUCUGCUUGGCUUCCUUGUACAUCAUGAUGACCCUAACCAGCUGGUACAGCCCUGAUGCAAAGUUCCAGAACAUGACCAGCAAGUGGCCAGCUGUCUGGGUGAAGAUCAGCUCCAGCUGGGUCUGCCUCCUCCUCUACGUCUGGACCCUUGUGGCUCCUCUUGUCCUUACUAAUCGGGACUUCAGCUGAACUUCUGAGUGCCAAGGAUGCCACUGAAAUUCAUAAAGAUCUCCUUUGCUGAAAACUCAUAUCUCUUUUAGGUUUGCUUCAACUAAAAUAUUAAGUGAACGCUUUGCAAAUUUGACUAUAUCCAGGUUUAUAGCAGAAAGGCAAGAUCAAAUAAUGCUUGAUGCAGAAUCUGAACUUUCCAUUUAUCUAUAUAUUAAUAUUAUGUUUAUUUGUAAGGAUAUAGCACAAAGGGAACGUUUUUGUGUUUAAAGUGAACUUACAGCUGUGCUGUGAAGAGAGUUCUUUAUAAAGAUUGAUAUGCUCCUAGAUCUUUGAUUUAAAAUAUAAGAUAGAAAAAUGUUGGAUAUUUGAGGCCAUCAUUAAUAUAUUUCUAUUGCAGUAUCCUUAAAAAGCAAAAAAGAAAAAAAAAACAUUUAUAUGACAGUUUUCCUCUGUGAAAGUCCUUACUAGUGUGAUACAAGCACUCUGUUCCAUGCUUAAACUUUCUCGAGGUGUAGCAUCAUAGUUCUUGGGGAAUUAUGUAUGUGGGUCCUUCCCAGAAGAGUGGUUGCUGAUAUGGCUACUGCUUCUACAUCUUGAGUUUUUUAAUUUACUUUUUUUAUACUAUAGCAUUGAUGCUGCUUGAUUCAAGUGCGGUGCUUUGCCAGGUAUGUUAAUUUUAAUAAAUGCUUUGUGGAUUUCGUUAAAGUGAACAUUCACUUGGGAAAACACUGCAAACUUUAGUCUGUGUAAUUAUCUCGUGAUGAGUAUGUAAAAGUAAAAUGCAUGUGAAUUUGUUAUAUUUGCACUAUAAAAGUAUUUGAUUAAACUAGAACAACUUU
This is a messenger RNA of Propithecus coquereli (Coquerel's sifaka), 2374 nucleotides long. It is a transcript of the gene SERINC3, whose product is annotated as serine incorporator 3. The record is from RefSeq and is a predicted model, not a curated record. The coding region runs from base 132 to 1553 and encodes 473 amino acids. NCBI's taxonomy places the organism in Eukaryota, Metazoa, Chordata, Mammalia, Primates, Indriidae. The transcript has 10 exons. Gene Ontology annotation, cellular component: membrane.